Messenger RNA from Thyridium curvatum, 2136 nucleotides. RefSeq lists its product as uncharacterized. Lineage: Eukaryota; Fungi; Ascomycota; Sordariomycetes; Thyridiales; Thyridiaceae. The record is from RefSeq and is a predicted model, not a curated record. The transcript has a single exon. Bases 1 to 2136 code for a protein of 711 amino acids.
AUGGCGGAACCAAAUCUCGCCUCCAACAACCCGUUUCGCCGCAGACCUACCAUACCUCAGCCUCCCGUCGAGGCUGAUGCCGGCUCUACGCCCUCUCCCGUGCCCGCCGCCUCUCCUUCGCCCCAACCCUCCGGCGACGACUUCCGCAGAGCUCUGACAGCACUCCCCAAGUCUUCCGAAGCUCCCCCAUCCACGACCUUCCAGAAACCCAAGCCCGUCAAGAGGGUGCGCGUGCAGUCGCCGCCGCCUUCAAGCCCUGACUCGACAGAAGCCGAGUUUGAGGCCCGGUUCCCAGCCUCCGGCCAUGUUCAACCGCCGCGGCAUGACGAGAACGACAGCUCGAGCACCAGCAGCAGCGAGUCGGAAAGCGAGGCAGGGGAAGACCCAUUCCGAAGUACGAGGCCCGGUGUAGAGACCGAGAUCUCGGGGACGUCAUUUCCACCCUCCGCAACAAGGCAGCGGCCGCCACUAAAUCCGUUCGGCAGGACGCUGCAAGAUAUAGAGCAAGGAUCCGGGGAGGCGGCUUCGGAUGCGAUUAGGAGCCCAGGUGCUACGGCCGGGAAGGCGUCGCUAGACGUGGACUCUUUCCGGAGGCUGCUCAUGACAGGACAGUCGGGCGGUAUAACUGCUGCUCCGGCCGUCCUCGGCUCAGGGACACAUCAAACGCUACAGCCUCCGGGCCCUGCCGGAGAUGCCGGAAGCUUUACGGACGCUUCUUCCAUCUCUAAGCAGUCCAUUUUCGAGGCUAACCAAAAUCCCCAGGAGACUCCCAGAACUUCGCACGAGAUCUCUGAGGCGGAGGACGACCGACGAGGGCUCCUCCUCCAUACACCCUCCGCAUCCUCCGAACGAACUACACUUCGCAAAAAGCCUCCGCCGCCAAGCUCACGUCACGGCAAGUUGAUCAAGUCCCAACCCAAGCCUGAUGUCGCAGAGCCAAGUCGGGAGAGCACACCACGGCCGACAACAAAACAGCUAGAUGACCCAGCCUCAUCAAUUGUCCAGGCCAGGCGGACGUCAUCGUCUUCCGACUUGAACAAGCCGCUGCCACUCCCACCGCAGCGGCCCUCAGUCGAUGGAGAACGGGAGAGUGUCUUUGACAAGGAAGCUGCUGGCAAGGUGCCCGAGGUUGACGUCGAUCCCGAUGCCCCAGAGGAAGACAUUCCUUCACCACGACCCCCGACGCCGCCCAACGCCAGCCACUCUACUUCUGCCCCCGUCACAGCAACGCCCGCGAUGGCAAAACCGGCGCCACCACCGCGUAGGCAAGCUCACUACAAACCCGAUCCCAAAGCAUCUUCUACCACAUCUACGGCCCACGAGCAUCCUUCUACAUUCCCCGUCGACGACGAAGCUGCUCCGCCACGAUCCUCGAUGGACUCCACGCAUUCCAGGUCUUCUAGCUUCAAAGCUAACUUCAGUGCUCCUCCCCCGCCACCGUCCAGACGUUCAGGCCAUGCCUCAAAGCCAUCGACAUCCUUGGUCUCGCCAUCGGUCACAUCCUUCGCCUCAUCGAUCUCGAGCCCCGCCAUCUUGUCAGACUCGGAACGCGGACAACUAGGAUAUUCUCGAGCCCAGGGCCCGACAUUUGAAGCAAGCAGCCCACCUGCGGCGCAGACGGAUGGGUCGGCGCCAGACCCAAUCUCGCCGCCUCCUCAGGAGAAGCCAUCUCGUCCGCCUCCACCGCCUGCUCGCCACGUAUCUGUGCGUCACAAGGAGCAUCAUCGGCAGGCUGACCACUUUUCCGCCACCCCGGGUCGCCCGCCCAGCGUGGUCAGCGUCGAAGCCCCAACACCUCCCGCUUCCCGGGCCGGAGGUAUUCCACCGCCGCCACCACCCCGUCCAAGGCAACGGGGGACCAGUCGCGGGAGCACGGAAGUGCCCGAUGUCAUCGGAAGGAAGAGCAUUGACAGCGUCAGCAGUGCCAACCGGGUGCGGAUAGCUGAUGCUGAAGAAGGGAACGGAGAUGGCGGCGGCCAGCUCCAUCACAAGGGUGCCGUGACAGAGGAGCAAGCAUCGGUCGCCGGCGCGUCAGGCACAGGCCUCGAGGACAGGCGGGAUUCACACGCGAACGAUAUCCUGGCUGAUCUGGACAAGCUCAGGAGGGAGGUCGAUGCGCUCAGGGGCGCACUGUGA